Messenger RNA from Cydia amplana, 773 nucleotides. Its product is annotated as aquaporin-like. Gene Ontology annotation, cellular component: plasma membrane. The record is from RefSeq and is a predicted model, not a curated record. Lineage: Eukaryota; Metazoa; Arthropoda; Insecta; Lepidoptera; Tortricidae. The coding region runs from base 31 to 738 and encodes 235 amino acids. Gene Ontology annotation, molecular function: water channel activity. Gene Ontology annotation, biological process: water transport; transmembrane transport. The transcript is spliced from 2 exons.
GUUGAGUAAAAGUAAAACUUUUCAAUAACCAUGGAAAUAUUAAAAGCAAUAGGAAUACAAGAGUUUAAGAAUUGGGAUAUACUGAGGAGAUUGUUAGCAGAACUUAUCGGAACAUUUCUACUGAUAACCAUUUCGCUCUCGGGAAUACACGAAAUAAAAUCUGCAGUUGGCUUCGCACUAGCAAAUGGAUUACUUUUAGCUUCUAUCAUAGCGUAUACAGGCCAUAUUUCUGGUGGACAUGUGAAUCCGGCCGUGACUCUUGGAAUGUUAAUUUGCAAGUAUAUAAAACUGGUCCCCGCGCUGUGCUACGUGGUUAUGCAAAUAGUUGGAGCGUUGUUAGGCCAAAUGGUAGCACGAUUGAUUGUGAACAAAGAUUACAAGAUGAUAAGUGGUCGGAAGGUGGGGGAGCGAUCAGAGUUUGGUCUGGAGGUGCUUGAGACAUUUUUGUUGGUGUCGGUGGCUCUGAGCGUGACGGACCCGAGGAGGAGUGCUCGGGGAGUUGGUUCUGCCGCUUUAGCCAUCGGUCUAAGUGCAGCAGCUUCUCUCUGCGCAGUGACAGAAUACAGAGCAAGCUUGAACCCCGUCGGGCAUCUAGCGUCGUCAAUAUAUCUAAAAUCAUCACCCAACUGGGUGUAUUGGGGCGGGCCGCUGCUCGGUGGACUAUUAGCUGGACUGGUGUAUAGAUUUAUCCUGAGUUAUAGUAGACCUGCUCACAUUCGGGUUAUUUAUAAUCCGUAAAGAUACAAAAAUAAAUGACCUCAUUAAAAAUCUCA